Molecule: messenger RNA, 1488 nt
Organism: Saccoglossus kowalevskii
Lineage: Eukaryota; Metazoa; Hemichordata; Enteropneusta; Harrimaniidae
Product: cytochrome P450 1A1-like
Molecular function (GO): heme binding; monooxygenase activity; oxidoreductase activity, acting on paired donors, with incorporation or reduction of molecular oxygen
Source: RefSeq, a predicted model, not a curated record
AUGGCAGUGUUUCUGCUAUGUAAGUACCUGUACCCAGGAAUAAAGCAGACGACCAGCGUAAAUCUACCACCAGGUCCCACCGGUUGCUCUCUUAUCAUGUUUCUAUUACAAGCAUUCAGAAAUCCCAUUGUGGCGCUCGAGAAUGCGCACAAGACCUUCGGCGAUAUCUACAGUGUUAAGAUUGGACCAAUCAGUAUGGUAAUAGUUAAUGGUAUAGAAGCAAUGACAGAGGUGUUGGUCACAAAUGGAAAGGUGUUCGCUGGGAGACCAGAUUUAUUCGUGAAAUUAACUGGUAAUGACGGCCAAGGUCUACUCACUCGUCAACAUGAUGCAGCAUUUAUUACACAGAGAGCAUUGGUUUCAAAAUGUCUCAGAUGCACCGGUAAAGAACAGUUGUCACUCGAUGCUAGAAUACAGCAUGCGACAAGCCAGCUGAUUGAGUGGAUGGAUGGAAAAUCGUGCCAGUUGCUCGACAGUUCGGACGCAAGCCGUUAUUUGCAAACAACAACAGCUAACGUGGUGUGCUCAAUAGCGUACGGACGCCAGUAUUGUUAUACGGAUUCCAAUUUCCAGCACCUGAUCAGUUCCAUGGACGAGAUAUUUAAUAGCAAUCCGUUUCGCAUGAUAUUUCAACUUGCUCGUUUUUUCCCGUACCUUACUGGGACUGUUUUCAAGGAGUUAGACCUGCGCACCGGUAUUGAGAAAGUGGCCGCGUACAGUGAGACUGUCAUAAACGAACACAAGAUCACAGCAGCAGCAGCAGCAACAAGAACAACAAACAAAACAAAUGUUCAAGAUAUCAUCGAUGCUUUUCAGACAGAGCAGAGAAAAGGAGGCAGUGAUCUGUCCCACUUCACUGACACACAAUUAGUGUAUUUGUUAUGCGAUAUGUUUGUAUCAGGUACUGAAACUACCACAACGUCCCUAAACUGGGCGUUACUUUACAUGGCAUACUAUCCAGAGAUACAGGAUCGUGUACAGCGAGAGUUAGAUAAAGUUUUCCCAAAAGAGUGUGUGGUAACAGUGGUGUGUCGUGAACAUAUGCAAUCAUUGCCUUACACAAUGGCGACUAUCAUGGAAGUAUUACGAAUACGUCACGUUGCCUACAUUGGUGUACCUCACUGUGCGACGAAAGAUACGACGCUCAAUGGAUUCCAUAUUCCAAGUGGUACAAUGGUUAUAACAAACUUCUGGUCUGUACAUAUGAACGACAAAUAUUGGGACAAUCCUUUGAAAUUCAACCCCGAAAGAAUGUUGGGCGAGAAUGGCAGAAUUGUCACUAAAAAAGCAUUUAUGCCGUUUGGGGCAGGACCAAGAUCCUGUCUGGGUCGACAUGUUGCUAAAGCUGAAUUGUUCAUAAUAUUCAGCACAUUGUUACAUCGUUACUCGUACAGCCUCCCCAUCAAUAGUCCACCCUCGACGUUGGAUCCACGAAUAGGGAUAUCACUGACUCCCAAGCCAUACAAAUUAAUUGUACACAGACGCUGA